UUUACGGUUGAUGUAUCAUUUAUAUCUGGCAAAACAAGCUUGUUAAUGCUGAAACUUUGAAAACAUUGUCCGAUUGAUUUCAAACAUGGUUUGUGAAUACCUUCCGUUGAAGGCACUGAUCUCCUUUGGAGUGGUUCUUUCAUUAUCCAUCCCAUGUUCGACAAACUCAAUGUCGGACCCAAGAGCAAGACCCUCGAAUGAUUCUGCAACAAACACACUGUGGACGUCCAGACCGGACUUGUUGGAGGGGGAUAUCAUACAGGAGGGAGGUACUAGUCGCGCUUCCGUCAACAAGAAAAUUUACUUGUGGCCCAGAGGGAUUGUCCCGUAUGUAAUGGACUCAGGAUUGACUGCUUUGGCCAGGCUAGCCAUAAGCAAAGCCAUGAGGAAAAUGGAAAGCCUUUCAUGUAUCAGUUUCAAACUCAGGACAAACGAACGUUACUUUGUCAGGUUUAUACGAGGAGCCGGCUGCUAUUCCUGCAUCGGUCGAACAAUGGAUACAAAUGGACAGGUAGUUUCCAUCGGAUUUGGCUGUGAGCAAGAAGGGAUUGUGCUACACGAGUUGAUGCAUACUGUGGGCUUCUUUCAUACAAACUCAAGACCUGACAGAGAUGCUUACGUUAUUGUGUAUUCAAAGAACAUCAGACCUGGUUUCGAACGUAACUUCAGAAAGUACAGCCAUGGCCAAGCGGAUCGCUUAGGAGCACCAUAUGACGUCACGUCAGUCAUGCACGUACCACGGAGAAGCUGGAGCCGCAAUGGGAAGAACACUAUUGAGUCGCGCGCUGGAGCCCACGUAGUUUUGGGUCAACAGAGAGGUCUAUCAGUUGUGGAUAAACAACAGCUUAAUCAGCUGUAUAACUGUGGCAGUAAUAAGGGCUGUUUUGUCGCUGUGGGUAUUGAGAAAGGUCAAAUACGCGACUCACAAUUGCGCGCAAGCUCCUACAAGAGAUACCAUGAGCCACACCAGGCGCGGUUACAUCUGACUGCGGGAUUCAAGGGGAAUGGUGCCUGGUGCGCUGCUCGAAGCAGAAGUGGAGAAUAUUUACAGAUUGACUUAGGUUCAAGACACAAAAUAACAGCAGUUGCAACACAAGGCAUGACAAGUCUUUUCUCGAAAGCCUGGGUAAAAGGGUACAGAGUUCAACGUAGUGACGAUGGCCGCCGCUGGGUCUCAAGCGCACAGAUCUUGAGGGGAAAUUGGGACGCAAACUCCGUGCAGUACAACGCCCUUCGAACACCGUUAAGUGGUCGAUAUGUACGGAUCGUCCCAGAUGAGUGGUACAAUCAGAUUUGUCUACGAGUCGAGCUUUAUGGGUGCAAAUAGACAAGAGUAAAGACCAAGCACAAAACGUUCUGAAUUCUCUCCCCAGACGAGAAGAGAACGCGAGAUGUAUCACGUACUGGAUAAUUUUAGAUUUUAACCAGCUUAUUUAUAAUUGGAAGUUAAGAGAAAAAUGGCAAGAGUUUUUUAAUUGUAACUGUUGGUUUAGUGUAAACAUAACGAAUUCCUAUAUUUUCAUUUGAGACAAUGAUAGAAAUUAAAAGCGGAUAUCAACGUU
Stylophora pistillata is the source of this 1562-nucleotide messenger RNA. Its product is annotated as zinc metalloproteinase nas-4. The record is from RefSeq and is a predicted model, not a curated record. Gene Ontology annotation, biological process: proteolysis. NCBI's taxonomy places the organism in Eukaryota, Metazoa, Cnidaria, Anthozoa, Scleractinia, Pocilloporidae. Gene Ontology annotation, molecular function: zinc ion binding; metalloendopeptidase activity.